Temnothorax curvispinosus is the source of this 9019-nucleotide messenger RNA. It is a transcript of the gene cv-c, whose product is annotated as rho GTPase-activating protein 7. The record is from RefSeq and is a predicted model, not a curated record. NCBI's taxonomy places the organism in Eukaryota, Metazoa, Arthropoda, Insecta, Hymenoptera, Formicidae. Gene Ontology annotation, biological process: regulation of Rho protein signal transduction; signal transduction; actin cytoskeleton organization. Gene Ontology annotation, molecular function: GTPase activator activity; lipid binding. The transcript has 16 exons. Bases 1244 to 6859 code for a protein of 1871 amino acids.
AGUCUCGCCGUGGCGGUCGCGGGAGUCGGUUCCCGCAUUUCGUGGCGCUAAUUCGAUUUGAACGCAUCGCUCGUGCGCGUAGGCGGCGCGCCGUCGCGUCGUGCCGUUGCUCCGGUAAGCUCCGAAUGAGUUUUUCGUUAGUUUCUACGGUGUUUCGCGACCAUGCAGUGUUCUUCGCUCGAUCGUGACAGCAAGAUCGCGACGUAACUCGACGAGAGAAAGCACCGACCGGCGGUGCUCUUCCGCGAUUUGUGCGCGACAGUUUCGGCGAGCGUUUCGAUAUUAACGGAAGUGAGACGAGAUCGAGAGUGGCCCUUCGUUUACGUACGAGGUUAUCGGACUUGCGUGUGUGAGGUGAUCCGUACGCGUAUCGGAAUUCCGCGGGAAUUAUGUCCCUCGUCAACGAGGCGCUCGUGUCUACGGCGACAAUCAACAAGUGCGGUGGGUAACCGUUGCGGCCACGUGAUACGCGUCGCAAGAUACGCUACGCUACCGAGUUGCCGAUUGCCCGCGUGGCUCUUGCUUCUGCUUCUGGAGUCUUAAAAGAAGCCUGGUGCCACGUCGAACGCGGAGAGUCGAGAUACGGAGAAAUCACGCGGGACGUACGAGAGUGUGAAGUUCAGUGAAAAUUCAAACGACAGUGUGAUCGAACUGAAGCGCGGCCAACUUCAGUCCCUCGGUACACCAGACUGAAAUUCGCUGCGGAUCGAUUAAGCGCGGCAAGCGCUGCAACGUCGAUCCUUCGACGCAAAUCGAACUGCUCCAGUGCUCCGACAAUAAUCGCGUCGACACGUCGACGGUUCGUACGACACGUUUCGCGGGGGGGAAAACGACGAGCUGCAGCCGAGGAUACGUGACAUAUCGCGCGUUGACUCGCGCGACGAAAUCGCUCGUUGCUCGGAAAUUCGCGGAAGUGAAGCCACGCGGCGUUUCGCGGAAAAGUGAGGCGCCGGAAACGCAACCCGGUCUCGGGAGAGGAAGAGGCGGCGAUGACCGCGGUGAUAUAAUCGCGCGGGAUCGUGAAAGAGACGCCGCCGCGCGCGGUGGUCGGUGGUUUCUUGUGUUCGCGUCGUGUCGCGCCGACGUUUGUACGAGUAAAUUUAAACUACGCCGCGUCGAGAACACGUGGAUGCACGCCGCCGCCGCCGCUCCGUCGUCGCCGGCGAGAACUCCUCAACGUUCGCCGAGGAUCCUCGGAUGCACGAGAAAAUGCGUGUAAGAUCGUCGAGGUGACUGUGAGAGCAUGGAGACUAUGCAGGAAGGUGGUGGUCGUCUGCAAAAUGAUUCGACCGUCGCGAAGAUGCCGAAUCGGUUGAAGCUCGUGCAAAGUGACGAAAAUGACAAGGUGACGAGUGAAAAGACAGCGGAGAUGGACCCGUACAGGGAAUUGGAGCUCUAUCUCGCCAAGGUUAACGAGGAAAUCGGCGAGAUAAUCGAAUCAGCUCCAACGACUCCACUCCGCAAAGAGACAAAGCAUUCGACUCAGCCCGAAAAAUUGUCGAACUACACGAACGAUUCGUUCACCCCGAAAGAUUUGCCCGCUACGAAAUCGCACGGCUUCGUGAGGAGACAAAACUCGUUGACGAGAGGCGGCGAGGAUAUCGGCGAGUGGUCGAACAGCAUCCUCGCGGAGUUCAAUAGUAUAAUCGCCAACGAGAUCAACGAGCUUACCAAAGAAAAAACGAGGAGAGAAGCGGCGCGUGGCGACGACGACGUUAGGGUGGUACAAUACAAGGAGCUGCUGAACGAAUUCGGAAUAUCUGACAGCGAGUGCUCCGAGCGAGAGUUCAGCGGUGAACGUGGUUCUCUUCGAGACGAGAAGAGUCUACGAGAUCGCAGGAACGGAAAACUGUUCGUCGACGAUGAUCGUCGCUGUCUGUUGAACUCCGAUUACGACGAGCCUCACGAUCGAGUAAUUCCUGAAGGAAGGAAGAGCGGUAGCCUGCCGGAGAAUCUGCAGGACAUCAUUGGCAAACGUGGGCGAUUUCAUACCGCGGAGACUCUGAGCUCCGACUACGACGAGCCCAGCAACUGUCUACCAAUAAACUCGAUCAGGAGCCAGAUCGAUAGAAUCACCUCUAGUCUACCGUCGAAAUUGGAACGUGAAUGCAUCUCGAAAGACACGCGAUCGAAUCCUUGCCAUGCACCAAAGACACCCGUAGGAUUAAGUUUGAAGACCAAUGAAGACACCAACGUGGACACAGCGCUCCAAGCCGGAUCGUUCAGAUGCGCUGAGGAAGACGCCGAAGAAGCGAACGCGAAAUUACCGCCGCGACAACGAUCCGAGAGAAAGACGAGCCUUCCCAUCAAUCUAACGAGCCAAAAGCGCAGAAAGGCAAUGCGACUGCAGAGACUCCGACGAGGUCCUGACGAUCGAGAGACCAUGGAUCCCGAUUACGACGACGUAUUUCCGAACGAGGAGACGGGCAGAUCUAAAUCGUUGGACAAUCACGUCCCGAAAUCAGCGCCCGUAACACCCACGGACGAGAAGAAGCCACCGUUCUCGAAAUUAUUGAGGAAACGGCACACUCCGGUGUUCCACGAGAGCUCCGACGACGUCAUUCUGGUUAGCGUGUCUUCCCUGCCGGAUCAAGAUAUGCUGCGCUUGAGAAACGACAGGCUCCAUGAGACGAAGAAUGAUAAGGCGAACUCGAGAGAAACGUUGAUUCGAAAAAAGAGAGCGAUAUCGCCGCUAACUCUACGUUCUGACGUCACCGCGAAAAGAUUGUCGGAAUCGGACCGAGAUAUCAGACGAGUCAGCCCGGUGGACUUGAAGAAAUUCUCGUUGACGCGAACUUGGGGCAACGACGUUGCGGUGAAUUGCGACUUGUCCGAGAACGGUGACGUCAAUGGAAAUUGCGGGAUCGAGAACGGAACCCUCGGCAAGCUGGAGCACGCUGACGUGAAGAGGAUUAUGGAGGAGCAGAACGCGAAAACGGGAUCCUUGCCUAUUUCCCUGCAGUCUUUGUUGUCGAGAAUACGAAGUGGCUCGGGUUCUUGUUGCCCAAAUAGUCCGCCGAUGGAUACUCUCACCUGCUCCGACAUGGCGACUCAAACGUCACCGGCGAUUUCGAGGAGCUCUAGCUUCACCUGGGUCAGCGAUUGCGACUCUCCUCAAGCCGAGUCCCAAUUAGAUUCGCAGUCGUUGCAAGAUGAGAGUACCUUAGACCCAGUUUCCCCUCAAGACACCGUGGAUGACGACAAUAGAUCCUCAUCGUCGUCUCAAGACCUCCUGCAAAGCAUGGACGAGAUUUCCUCCGGAAGCUUGUCGCCGGAUACUACCGACAGAGCAUCUCCGCUUGAAAGUGGGAUCGGAACAGCGAGUCCACCUAGAAGUACGGACCGCCGAUUGACUAAACCGUCAACACCGAACAAAUGUCAUCGCAAAGAGACAUGGGAGCGAAUCCGGCGACGGCCGUCGAAACUGAACUCGCGGAACGACAAGAAUUCGCAAGACGUGUGGGUCAAACGCGAAAGCGUGCACACGCAAACGAAACAGAUCGACGACCAGUACUCGCAGGACGCGGUGGACAGCAGUAGUGGUCUCGAUGACUCGUUGCCGAGGAUCAGGACGCCCAGGCCUACGAAUUUACCGCUAUGCUUGUCCACCACUGCGAGCAGUUCCUUGAGCUCGGGCGAGCUACUCGAGACGCCGCCCCGAGCGCCGUCUUCUCCGUCCGCGGCGAGUCUCCAGCUGAAGCCGGAACCUCUAGCCGUGGAAAUGGGCGGGAAGAGUAGCAGUGCGCCGUUGUUGGAGAACAAUGACGCCAAGAACGCCAACGGGAAGGUGCCGAGCUUGCAGCAGCCGCGCUCGCAGUCGGAACGACAACUAUCAGAAAUCGAGGCGCAAGAAGCUUGCAAAUGGUUGAGAGCCGCCGGAUUCCCGCAAUACGCGCAAAUGUACGAAGACUAUCAGUUUCCGAUUGACGUUUCCGGCGUAGCCAAGGACCACCCUUUCCUCGAGGCCGAUUCGCUGCAGAGCCUUUUCCGGCGUCUGCACGCCCUUAAUCGUUGCGCCAAUAUGAAGCUCGACACGCAUCACACGCACCACAGCACGAGCCACAGCAAAAGCAGUGGUGGCGGUGACGAAUCCGACGAGGACACGCAGUGCGCCUUGAGCGAAAAAUGGACCUUCGAGAAAAAGACGAGACGCUGGUCGCGCAUAGGCGACGUAACACCGGGGAACGUCGAGAGGCUGCAGGCGAUCGCUGGGCAGAACGCCGCGUCCGAGGACGAUUCCAUCGAGGAUCGUCUGGAGGCGGAAGAGGCGGAAGACACCAUGCUGGAGAAUCUGCGGUACGGCAGUUUGCCACCGGGAACCGUGCCCGACGAGAACGGCACGCGAUUUCGCAGGUCCGGCUCGGAGAGGCUGCGGGACGGCGCGAAGGCUUUCCUUAGGCGCGUCGAGUCCCUGAAGUCUCGGCGGCGGAAGCGCCAGAAUCGCGACGGGGUGGUGAUCAGCGGACCCCAGGUGCUCGACGUGAUGUCCAUGCAGCAGAAGAUGAAGGAGCUGAACUGCGUGGACGUGUCGCCCACGGGGCCGGCACCGGUCUCCUUCAACGAACUCUUGUCGGCCGGGUCUCUGCAAAUUCCCGGCUCGCCGGUCACCCUCCCGGCCUCACCCUAUCAUUUACCGCCGUCGCCGCUGGCAAACGCGCCCAGCCCCUUCGGCGACGACUCCUCCAGCUACUGCUCGGACGGUUCGCAGGGCGGUGGACCGACACCGAAGCCGACCCGCACGAAGAUGAAUCGCGCCCGCCGAUUUCUACAUCGCGGCAGAGAGGACCAAGGCGCGCUGAGCGACUCCGAAUGCCAGCCGACGAACUGGCGACAUCGGUACUUCCGCGACGCUAACAGCAACCACGCGAAGGUGCUGGAGUUCGUGACCGUGCGUUCCCAAAGUUCCAAGGAGCGUUCUCAAAAUUCCACGCCGGCGAAGAACGCACCGAUUAAUACCCGCGGCGGCAGCCUGAACCUCGGCAAGGAGUCGCAGAGGUAUCGCGACAAGCUCGCGCAGGACAAGGAGGAAAAGGCGGCGACCUCGAAGCGGGAGGACAAGAUGCGCAAGAGCUUCCGACGCCGCGACGACUCGCAUAGGGACAAGUCGCUGUCUAAGGAGGUAACAGUCUACCGAGAAAAAUCCAGGUCCAGGAGCUCUGAAUUAGCCGGCAGUCAAGAGAGUGGCUCCACCGUGGCCAGUAGGGACUCCGAACCGGAAGAGGAAUCGCCUAGGCACAAGCAGGGCACCGUUGUCAGGUGGCACAGUUUCCAGAGAGGGUCGCUCUACCCCGAACCCUUGGACCCGUUGUGUCCUAGAGCGAUGGCUUCCAUGUCGUGCGGACAACUUCUGGUCCUGAGGAAACUGGCGUUGUUGAAACUCACGGCGUGCAUGGAACGGUACUGUCCGACUCAUCGCACCGGUUGGAACUGGGAGCUCCCGAAGUUCAUCAGGAAAAUCAAGACGCCUGAUUACAAGGACAAGACGGUCUUCGGAGUGCCGCUCUUGCUGUCUCUACAGAGAACCGGUCAAGCUCUUCCUAAGUGUAUCCAGAUCGCUCUGAGAUGGCUGAGAGCCAACGCUCUGGAUCAGGUGGGCAUCUUCAGAAAGAGCGGCGUCAAGUCGAGGAUACAGAAGCUGAAAAUUAUGACGGAGACCCAAGGAGACAAUAUCAAUUUUGACGGGCAGCAGGCGUUCGACGUCGCCGAUCUUGUCAAACAGUAUUUCAGGGAGUUGCCGGAGGCUCUGCUGACGAACAAGCUCUCGGAGACGUUUAUCGCCAUCUUUCAACAUGUACCGGUGGAGUUGCGACCUGAUGCUGUGCAGUGCGUCCUGUUGCUGCUUCCGGAUGAACAUCGUGAGGCGUUAGAGACUCUGCUCGACUUCCUCAAUCACGUCGCCAGCAACUCGCCCUACAACCAAAUGACAGCCUCGAAUCUGGCCGUGUGUCUAGCCCCGAGCCUGUUCCAUUUCAACCACAGCAACACGAACGUGACCAACAGGUCGAGCAGCGUGUCGCCACGUAGGCGAAAGACCGUGGGCAUUCCCGAUCAGCGGGAACUGUCGGAAAACAAAGCCGCUCACGACUGUCUUCUGUAUCUGGUCAAGUUGCAUCGUGAAUUAUUCAUGGUCUCGUCGGACAUGCUGACGCAGUGUCACUUUAAUUACAUGGAAGAGAGCAUUCCGGUUGCGCUGGAGGAACUUGGCUCGGAAUUGAAGCAGGAUUGGAGGGGUUACCUGUACGCCUGCACCACGGCGUUGCUGAAGGAAGCGCGAGAAAACAGAAGUCGCGGCUGGGUCACGGUAAGCAAUCCUGCCGACAAUAGCGUAGAAAUGGCGUACAAAAAGGUCGGCGAUGGACACCCGCUUCGUCUCUGGCGAGUGUCAACCGAAGUCGAAGCUCCGCCAAAUGAGCUGUUACAUCGUGUGCUGAGAGAAAGACACAUCUGGGAUCCGCAACUUUUAAAAUACAGACUGGUGACCAAGCUGGACACCAAUGUCGAGGUCUUCCAAUACGCCACCGGGAACAUGAGUCCGCUGCCCGCUCGAGAUUAUUGUGUAGUAAGAUCCUGGCGGAACGAUCUUCCCAAAGGUGCUUGCGUCAUUGUCGAAACAUCCGUGCAACAUCCAGACGCCCCUGUCAUGCUCGGAGGAACUCGUGGCAUCGUUUUGGCCUCACGUUAUCUUAUCGAACCAUGUGGCAGCGGCAAAUCCCGCAUUAUGCAUUUAUCCAGAGUCGAUACAAAGGGUCGCACACCUGAAUGGUACAAUAAGAGCUACGGACACAUCGCUGCUCUUCACUUAAGCAAAAUCCGUAAUUCUUUCAAGCAUACCACCGAUGGGCCCGAAAGCAAAGUUUGAGAACAGGAUACCGUGCAACAGGUAUCGUUGCACGGUUCUUCCUUUCCUUCCUCCUCUUCUUCCUCCGCCUCUUCCUCCACCACCUCUAUGUCCACUCUUCAAGUACCCGACGAGCAGUAUGACCACAGGCUCCUAAAGGACGCACUACAAGUCCAGCCUACCAUCGAUGAAGAAUAAUUUCGAUCGAUAAGUAUCCAAAACCCACCGAUGUCGUAGUUAGCUUUGUUCAGCAAAUGUUUUUGAAGAUAAGCAAUCUAUUUUAUCAUAUAGUAGUAUAGUAAUAGAAUGCCCCGUAUGACGCGCGUUUACUGUCCAAAGAUCUUACCGUCCGUUUGUCAUGAAAGUUGGAAGGGGCGGGAUAUAAAGAAUGAGAAUGAACAAUCUCAGUCAGCAAUUUUAAUAAUGAAGAUGGCUCACGCGUGUCGAAAUCAGCUAUUUUGGGAUACAAAGGACGACACGUUAUUUUUGCAAUUUUAAUGUUGUUGUUGUUUGAGAAUUUAUCAAUUCUAUCAAAUUCCGAUCGCAGUGAUUCCUGAAAUCGCGUCAAGCUGCAGUUUUUUAAUUUGAUCGCAUUUUAAUGCUAAAAGAUUGAAAAAUCGGUCGAUAAAUAUAAACGCUUCCGGUUGUGAGAUAGAAGAUGAACGUCAUUCGGUGUUUUCGACGACUAUGUGUAUGUGUUUAUAUGAGAAUAGCGACUCCAUGGGUUUAUUUCAUACUGUAGCAAGUUCAUAUUUUCGAUAAAAAUAAGAUAUAGAGAUAUGUGAAAGCACGACCAAGAUAAGAAAUGAUAUUAACUAUAUUUUCUCAUAAAUAUAUUCUCAAAAAAACUAUAUCAUGUCAUAAAUGUUGCCACACAUAGACGAGCGAAUAAGUAAAUGUCGCGUACGCAUUUACACGUGUGUCUAUUUAUAAAUGUGCUCUUAUAAGCACGUGUUUGUUACAUGUAUGUAAAAGAGAUUACGUCGUUUCAUUGUCAGAAUUGCACGAUGCACUGCUUCGCACACCAUUUGUCUGUUGUGUGGAAAAAUACGUCCUGAGGAUACAGUUAAGCAAAAAUAAUUUGUGGCUACAACUUUUCGAGAAAGUUUUCGAUUAUGUCUAUUUUUUUUAUAACAUCAAACAAUUUUACUUUUUUGACUUAUAAUCGAUAAAAUAUUCGAAAUUUCUUUAGUUUUGUGAGAUUAAAAAUAUUCCGCGUGUAGCGAUUGACGUAAACAAAUCAGUGCACCGUGCAGUUUUGCUCGUUAUCGUUAGAUUUACCGCCGGGAUCACGAUCGCCGUGCAAGGAUUUUGAGUAAAACAUAAGUAUCCAAAUCUCGUUGUUCUGUCAUGCGAGUGGCGAACGACUCCGCUCGACAUAAGCAAUUAUCAUUGUUACUCGUAUCGAUGUUAAGAGUUAUGAAUUAUAAAAAUGAAAAAAAAAAUCUUCGUUUUCGCCGUGUCUGUUCCGGAAUCGUUGCGAGCCGACCAAUUGCGCCCGCGACUUUAAAGACACGCGCUUAGGAUGUUUAAUUGUUCGACAUGUCCGUAUGCAACAAUUACUAUAGGGACCAUCUCGUGGGCGUAACAAAUAACCGAACGGAAUGUUAGCCGUGCGAAAUAAAAGUGACAAAAAAUGCAAGGAAAGAGAAUGCCAAGUUCCAUCGUGCAUCAGCGCGUUGCUCAAUGAUAAUUUGUAAUGCGACAAAACUUUAUUUGAUAUGUCGCAAUGAGACGGAUCAAUACCAAUUCGUUUGUUACGUCCAUGGAUCACCUUUGUUUGGACCUCAAACAGAAAAUGACCUGCGUAAGAUGCACCUCAUCGAAUUGAAACUCUAAGUGUAUUUUAACGUAAUACUAGUCACUUACAUUAUAGCCGAGAAUUAUGGAUUACGACAUAGAUUUUUAUUGUGCAGCGUUGCGCCGAGGAUAUUUAAAAAAUAUAUUAUUAAUUGCUACUAUAUAUAUAUUAUAUAUCGACGUUAAGUAAUCAUACAAAUAUAUCAUAUUUUUGUGUCAAAAACGCCAGUAGAAGCGCGAUGACAAUAGAGAUUCGUCGUCGACGUUUCUUCAUAUUUGUAACGAUAUAUGAACGUCUUUAUUCUUGUAAUCCGUGUUCCACUAGAAUGUAAAUAUGUAUAUUAUAUAAUAAUGAGCAACACAAAGUUAUAUACUCAUUAA